AUGCCUUGGCCCUUUUCGGAGUCCAUCAAGAAAAGGGCCUGCAGAUACCUGCUGCAGAGGUACCUGGGCCACUUCCUUCAGGAGAAAUUGAGCCUAGAACAGCUCAGCCUGGAUCUCUACCAAGGGACUGGAUCCCUUUGGCAGGUCCCCUUGGACAAAUGGAGUCUAAAUGAAAUUCUAGAGUCAGCAGAUGCACCUCUGGAAGUUACAGAAGGAUUUAUUCAGUCGAUUUCGCUCUCUGUUCCUUGGGGCUCAUUGUUACAAGAUAAUUGUGCACUAGAAGUGAAGGGAUUAGAGCUGGUGUUUAGGCCUAGGCCUCGAUUAGCAACUGGUUCUGAGCCUAUGUAUUGGUCAAGUUUCAUGACUAGCAGCAUGCAAUUGGCAAAAGAAUGCCUUAGCCAUAAAUUAACAGAUGAACAAGGGGACGGAUCACAGCCUUUUGAAGGACUUGAAAAAUUUGCUGAAACCAUUGAAACAGUUCUAAGAAGAGUGAAAGUUACUUUCCUGGAUACGGUUUUGAGGAUUGAGCAUAUACCAGAAAAUUCAAAAACUGGGACAGCACUUGAAAUUCGAAUUGAAAGAACUAUGUAUUGUGAUGAAACUGCUGAUGAAUGCUCUGGAAUCAAUGUACAUCAGCCUACAGCUUUUGCUCACAAGCUGCUUCAGCUUUCUGGAGUUUCUGUCUUUUGGGAUGAGUUUUCUGCAUCAGCAAAAUCUUCUCCAGGGUCUUCAACUGCACAAGUGUUGGAUGUUGAUGGGCAUGUAGACUCAAUACACCUAUUCCUCUCUCCAAGGCAAGUUCAUCUGAUUUUGGACCUUUUGGCUGCUAUAGCAGGACCAGAAAAUUCUGGUAAAAUAGUGCUACCCACCAAAGAUAGGAAAAAUCGACCAAUGCAGCAGGAAGAUGAAUAUCGAAUUCAGUUGGAAUUGAAUCGAUGUUUACGAAGAGACUCCCUCUCAGUGGGUGCAUCAUCUGAACAGAGUUUUUAUGAAACAGAAUCUGCUAGGACACCUUCUAGCCGGGAAGAAGAAGUUUUCUUCUCCAUGGCUGAUAUGGAUAUGUCCCAUAGUCUCUCAUCUCUUCCUCCUCUUGGAGAUCCCCCAAAUAUGGAUCUUGAUCUCUCCUUAACUAGUACAUUCACAAAUACUCCAGCAGGAUCUCCAUUGAGUGCCACUGUGCUUCAGCCAACUUGGGGUGACUUUCUUGAUCAGCAUAAAGAGGAACAACCAAUCAAAGGACCUCCAUUUUCAUCCAACUUAAUUCACCAAACUUCUUUACGAAGGACUUCUCUUCCUUCCAGAUCUGUUUCACUGGAUGAAUCCAGACCUGAACUUAUUUUUAGAUUAGCUGUGGGAACUUUUUCAGCCUCAGUACUUCACAUCGAUCCUUUAUCACCACCUGAAACUUCUCUGAACCUUAAUCCAUUGACUUCAAUGGCAUUGUAUUUCUUUACUUGCAUAGAAAAGAUUGAUCCAGUAAAAUUUCUGGCACAUGAUUUUGCAUCCUUCAGAGAAGUAUUUGCAGAGGCUUGCUCCCAUGACCAUCUUAGAUUUAUUGGUACGGGUAUCAAAAUAUCCUAUGAACAAAGACAAAGAUCGGCUUCUCAGUAUUUUAGUACUGAUAUGUCAGUUGGACAAAUGGAGCUUUUGGAAUGCUUAUUUCCUACUGAUUCUCAUACUGUUUCUACACAUUACACGGAGCUUUUAAGGUUUCAUUCCAAAAAAGGAAGUGAUUUACACCCCCCUACAUGUCUUCAGCUUCAUUAUAAACAUUCUGAUAAUAGAGGACCCCAGGGCAGUCAAGCACGACUUAGUUCGGUUCCUCAGAAAGCAGAAUUACAUAUCAAAUUAAAUCCAGUGUUUUGUGAACUCGAUAUUAGUAUUGUGGAUAGAUUAAAUUCCUUGCUUCAACCACAGAAACUUACCACAGUGGAGAUGAUGGCUUCUCAUAUGUAUACAUCUUAUAACAAGCACAUAAGUCUGCAUAAAGCCUUCACAGAAGUUUUUCUGGAUGAUUCACAUACGCCUCCAAAUUGUCAAAUAUCAGUACAAGUCACUACACCAGCAUUAAGCCUUGCUGUUCGCUUCCCAAUACCUGAUCUUCGAUCAGAUCAGGAAAGAGGACCUUGGUUUAAGAAGUCCCUUCAAAAGGAAAUCCUUCAUUUAGAAUUCACCAAUAUGGAAUUUAAGACAGAAUUCAUAGGAGGAUCAUCUCCAGAGCAAAUUAAAUUGGAACUUACUUUUAGAGAGCUAUUUGGUGCAUUCCAAGAAGAUAAAGGAGAACCAUUAGUUAAGUUUUUCCAAGUGUCUAGUGGAAUAGAUGGAGAUAUAACAUCAUCAGAUGACUUUGAUUGGCCACGGAUUGUGCUGAAAAUAAACCCAUUAGCUAUGCAUUCCAUUUUGGAGAGGAUAGCGGCAGAGGAAGAAGAAGAGAGUGAUGGUCACUUUCAGGAGGAAGAAGAAGGAGGAGCUCAUUCUCUGAAAGAUGUUUGUGAUCUAAGAAGACCAGAGCCAUCUCCUUUUUCUUCUCGUAGAGUAAUGUUUGAAAAUGAACAGAUGGUGAUGCCAGGUGAUUCUGUGGAGAUGACAGAGUUUCAAGACAAAGCAGUCAGCAACUCACACUAUGUUUUGGAACUUACAUUACCAAAUAUUUACUUAACAUUGCCAAAUAAAAUUUUUUAUGAGAAGCUCUAUAAUAGGAUCAGUAAUGAUUUGCUACUCUGGGAACCAACAGCUCCUUCACCUGUGGAAACACUGGAAAAUAUUUCAUAUGGUAUUGGGCUAUCAGUAGCCAGUCAAUUGAUUAAUACCUUCAACAAAGACAGUUUUAGUCAGUUUAAAUCUACAGUUCACUACGAUGAUGAGAGUGGAUCUGAGGAGGAGACUUUGCAGUAUUUUUCUACAGUUGAUCCAAACUAUCGAUCUCGUAGGAAGAAAAACCUUGAAUCUCAGAACAAGAACUCCCAGAGUUUUCUCUCUGUUCUUUUGAAUAUCAAUCAUGGAUUAGUAGCAGUAUUCACAGAUAUCAAGCAAGAAGACAGAGAGAUAUUAGAAAAUAAGCAUGGUGAAUUCUGGUUAGAGUUUAAUAGUGCUUCAUUAUUCUUCGUGACAAAAUAUGAAGGUUUUGAAGAUAAACACUACAUCUGUCUUCAUUCUGGCAGCUUCAGUUUAUAUCACCAAGGCAUGGUAGAUGGAGUGAUUCUUCCUUCUGAAAUACGACUUCCUACAACAACUCGCCCACAUUGGUUGGAACCCAUAAUUUAUUCAUCUGAAGAAGAUGGUCUUAGUAGAACUUCAGAUGGUGUUGGAGGAGACUGUUUAAGUAUGUUAUCUGUUGCUGUUAAAAUCCAGUCUGAUAAAUCAGAGAUGAAUACAAAGGAAUUUCUCAUUGCUGUGGGACUCAAAGGAGCUACUCUUCAGCACAAAGUACUUCCUUCUGGACUUAGCUGGCAUGAACAGAUUUUAUAUUUCAUGAAUAUUUCUGAUGAACCUGUUUUGGGAUAUAAUCCUCCAGCUUCCUUUACCACCUUUCAUGUUCAUCUCUGGAGUUGUGCACUUGACUAUAGGCCUCUUUAUUUGCCAACAAGAUCUCUUCUUACUGUGGAAACAUUUAGUAUUUCCAGUAGUGUUUCUUUGGAUAAAUCAUCAUCUACUCUAAGAAUUAUCUUGGAUGAGGCUGCUUUACAUUUGUCUGAUAAAUGUAAUACUGUGGCUGUAAACUUGAAUAGAGAUUACGUCCGUGUAAUGGAUAUGGGCCUUUUGGAAUUAACUAUCACAGCAGUGAAGUCUGAUUCUGAUGGGGAGCAAAAUCAACCUCGCUUUGAGCUGCAUUGUUCUAGUGAUAUUAUUCACAUCAGAACGUGUUCUGACUCUUGUGCUGCCCUCAUGAAUCUCAUACAGUAUAUUGCAAGUUAUGGUGAUUUACAUGCACCCAACAAAACAGAAGUUAAGCCUGCAACUAUCCAAAGGAAAGCAAAGGUGGAUACCACUAGCUGGCCAUCUUCACAAGGUCCAGUACUUCCUGAAGCCGAUCAACAAAUCUUGAGAGAUUUGAUGAGUGAUGCCAUGGAGGAAAUUGAUACACAGCAAGCUGCUUCUCCCAUAAAACCACAGUCCAAUGGUAUUUUGGAUGAAAAAUUACAAACUCAGGAGCCAUCGUCUUGCUCAGAUCUAUUUCUAUUCCCAGAUGAAAGUGGAAAUAUCUCGCAAGAACCUAGUCCCAGCUAUGCCUCAUGCACUCAACACUUGAUUAAUGAUGCAAUAAUAGAUGUACCUUCAGAAAAUGAUGAUUUUUGCAUUCUUUUUGCACCUAAAGUAGCCAUUCAUGAGAAGGAAGAAGAACCAGUAGUGAAAACAAUGGUUGACGAUGGUAUUGUAAUAAUAGAGAAUCAUUUUAGUUUGCCUAUUAAAAAAACAGAUACUAGCAAAGCACCAUUACACUUUCCUAUUCCCAUAAUACGAUAUGUUGUUAAGGAAGUCUCUCUUGUUUGGCAUCUUUAUGGAGGAAAGGAUUUUGGAAUGAUGCUUCCUACAUCUCCAGCUAAAAGUUAUGUUAGUCCACACAGUUCUCCUUCUCACACACCCACAAGACAUGGACGUAGUACAGCAUGUGGAGGAAAAGGAAGGAAUUUUGACUUUUUAAUGGAAAUACAGUUGAGCAAGGUGAAGUUUCAGCAUGAAGUAUACCCACCAAGCAAACCAGAAUGUGAAUCCAGCCUCUUAGAAUAUCCAGUGUCACGCCAAGUGUUUAUUGUUCAGGACCUUGAGAUUCGUGAUCGCCUGGCUACAUCACAAAUGAACAAAUUUUUAUAUCUUUACUGUAGUAAGGAAAUGCCUAGGAAAGCCCAUUCUAACAUGUUAACAGUUAAAGCAUUACAUGUGCGUCCAGAAUCUGGAAAAGCACCACAGGAAUGUUGUUUAAGAGUGUCAUUAAUGCCACUUCGACUCAAUAUUGACCAGGAUGCUUUGUUUUUCCUGAAGGACUUUUUCACUAGUCUUUCUACAGAAGUGGAACUUCUAAUGACUCCAGAUCCAGAAGUUAAAAAAUCUCCUGGAGCUGAUGUUACCUGCAGUUUGCCAAAGCAUUUGAGUGCCUCAAAGGAGCCAAAUUUAGUUGUUUCUUUUCCUGGGCCAAAGCAACAAUGCCAUAAUGGCAGUUCAGUGGAAGUAGUUAAUGGGGAGGAGGAGGAUUUACCUGAAGCAACUCUAUUUACUGAUCAACCUGUGUUUUUUAGAGAAUUUAGAUUCACAUCAGAAGUUCCUAUUCGGCUUGAUUACCAUGGGAAGCAUGUGUCAAUGGAUCAGGGUACAUUAGCUGGAAUUCUGAUUGGUCUUGCUCAAUUAAAUUGUUCUGAAUUAAAGUUGAAGAGGCUUUUCUAUCGACAUGGUUUGCUAGGUGUAGACAAAUUAUUCUCUUACGCAAUUGCUGAAUGGCUUAAUGAUAUUAAGAAGAACCAGCUACCAGGAAUUCUGGGAGGUGUUGGGCCUAUACAUUCAUUAGUACAAUUAGUGCAAGGCCUGAAGGACUUGGUCUGGUUACCAAUAGAGCAGUACCGAAAGGAUGGCCGCAUUGUAAGAGGAUUUCAAAAAGGAGCAGCUUCAUUUGGUACUUCAACAGCAAUGGCUGCUUUAGAACUAACAAACAGAAUGGUUCAAACUAUACAGGCUGCAGCAGAGACUGCUUAUGACAUGGUAUCCCCUGCUACAAUUUCUGUUGACCCCAAAAAGAUGAAAAGACUUUCUCAUCAUCGCUUAGCACAUCAGCCAGUAGACCUGAGGGAAGGUGUAGCUAAAGCAUAUAGCGUCGUUAAGGAGGGUAUUGCAGACACUGCUCAAACCAUCUAUGAAACCGCUGCUCGAGAGCAUGAGAACCGGGGUGUUACUGGAGCAGUAGGAGAAGUUUUACGACAGAUUCCACCAGCUGUAGUUAAACCUUUGAUUGUUGCUACAGAAGCUACAUCAAAUGUUUUAGGUGGAAUGAGAAAUCAAAUUAGACCAGAUGUUCGACAAGAUGAAUCACAAAAGUGGCGCCAAGGAGAGGAUUGAUAACUUCCAACAUGACUCUUUCUGAAGAUAAUGAAAGUGGAAGUAAGGAACAUGCCAUCCCAAUGGCAGUUUUAGAUGGAACUAAUUUAAAUUUACUGUAUUUAUCUCAGGAGAAGAAGCUUUUCUUAGUUAAGCAAUUUCAUAUCAAAACAACUUAUAGCCAAAAACUUCUAAGCAUUUUAGGACAAGUUUGAUACUUGCCUUUAGAAAGGUCUCUUGCUUAUAUGUGAUGAAUAGUUCCACAUGUCCUGGGGUCAUGUAGUUGCUUUUAUUAAAACAAAUUAGUUCUCUUAUGAUAGCUGAAGUAUUAUUGGAAGCAGCCCUUUUAAAACACAUGGAAUUCAAAUGAUUUCGGAGUCCUUAAAGGUUACCUAUCAGUUGUUGUUCUUUGAUAUCUAAAACUAAAAACAUCACAUGUUCAAAGCAUCUGUUUUGGUUGUGAGUAAUAGAAGCAAAUGGAAUUCUCAUUAGGAUGUGUGGAAGACUUACAUCACUGAAAAAGUGAGUUUAAUAUUUAUAUUUUUAAGAGUAAUAUGUGAAUAGGUUAUGAUUUAUAUGCAUAUAUAUAAUAUGUAUGCAAAUCCCCUCUACCCCUCCCUUUAUUCUGAGGGAUUUUGGUGGGGUGGGAAAUGACCAUUUUCAGACAUGUUCUAUUGUGCUGCACUUUAAAUAAUUUAUUCUGCAAAAUGUAUAGAUAAGUACAAGGUCAUAUGCAUUAUCCUUUUGUGAGUUAGAAACUUGCAAAUAUUAUGAAGUGUGAUGAGGAUUUUGACAAAGAAUAAAUACAUAUAUUUAACUGUAAAUGAAAUUGUUCAUUUUGUGCCUGGCUGACUACCCUAAAAAUUAUUUCUAUCUUCAGUUUUAAGCACAAAGAGAUUUUGAACUAGGUAGGAAUAUGUACAAUGGGAGGAAAAGAAGGUUGUAAUUUUUUCUUCUUUUAAAUUAAACAGUAGUAGCAUGCCCCCUGCCCCCAACUAUUUCAAAGUAAAAAUUUUAACAGACUAAGUAUACAUUUUAAUAGCCUGUCACAUUCAAAUAAAUUUAUUUAACAGCAAAAUCAUUUUAUGCAUCCCUAUAUAAUUUACAUUCUUUAGAGUAUGUUCAGAGAAAUUAAAAUAUUUAUCCCAAGAU
Gracilinanus agilis (Agile Gracile Mouse Opossum) is the source of this 7176-nucleotide messenger RNA. It is a transcript of the gene ATG2B, whose product is annotated as autophagy related 2B. The record is from RefSeq and is a predicted model, not a curated record. Gene Ontology annotation, cellular component: extrinsic component of membrane; phagophore assembly site. Gene Ontology annotation, molecular function: phosphatidylinositol-3-phosphate binding. NCBI's taxonomy places the organism in Eukaryota, Metazoa, Chordata, Mammalia, Didelphimorphia, Didelphidae. Bases 1 to 6045 code for a protein of 2014 amino acids. Gene Ontology annotation, biological process: reticulophagy; autophagosome assembly; autophagy of mitochondrion. The transcript has 41 exons.